CUCUGCCUCUCGUAUCCCACGCCUUUUAUUUCUCUCUUCCAUUUUCUCAAUUACGUACUUUGCGACCAAAGACCAAAAGGAAAAAAAACCCCAGAAGAAGAAUACACAUACACCCAUAUAUAUAUAUAUAUAUGCCAGAAUGGGCUCAACAUCACCGGAAGUUCGCAAAGCUCUUGAGAUUGCCCGCGAUAGCGCAGACGGUCAUAUUGAACCAAAAACCAACGAGGUGCUCGAAACAGCCAUUGCCGAUUUAAGACGCAAACUUGAAGCUCAACCGGACAGUUAUGUGCUCUCAGGUGACGAGUUUGCUCUAUUCAAUUUCUACCGACGGUCCAAAUUCAACGACUCGCCAGUCGCCCAGAAAAUCGCUCAAAAAGCCACAGAACGGUUUUGGAACAAUUAUCGUCAAACCUCGAAAACAUAACCUAUUGGAUACUUAUAUGGAUAAUGGUUUAAAUUUUUCUCAGGCUUAUGAUGGUUUUUCUUUUCUCUUUCCUUUUUUUUUUUUUCGUUCACUCUCUUUUUUCCUUUACGGAACCGCACGCCCCAACUUUCUCCGCCGCGCUGCAAAACAAUCCGACUAGCCUUGUGUACUGUAGCGGCGUGCGAAUUCUGAAAUGUACGGGCUGUGGAAAAAAGAAAAGGAGGACUAUAUGUGCUAUCCAAGGAGAUUCAACUCGGAAAACAUACCAGCCAUUCAGUGGUGUUCUCAUGUCGGGGGGCUGUCAACGACGCACAGAAAACACAUAUAAGAAUAUCAACAUAAUGUUGACUGUUAGUUACCUGCCACAUCAACCACCGCCAUCGCACCUGAAAGGAGAACGGAGAGGGCGAAGGGAAAGAAAGAGGAGAGAAAAAAAAAAAAAAAAAAAAAAAAA
Aspergillus ruber CBS 135680 is the source of this 878-nucleotide messenger RNA. RefSeq lists its product as uncharacterized. Bases 140 to 424 code for a protein of 94 amino acids. The record is from RefSeq and is a predicted model, not a curated record. The transcript has a single exon. NCBI's taxonomy places the organism in Eukaryota, Fungi, Ascomycota, Eurotiomycetes, Eurotiales, Aspergillaceae.